This is a messenger RNA of Scomber scombrus (Atlantic mackerel), 2333 nucleotides long. It is a transcript of the gene flcn, whose product is annotated as folliculin. Bases 253 to 1944 code for a protein of 563 amino acids. Gene Ontology annotation, molecular function: GTPase activator activity. Lineage: Eukaryota; Metazoa; Chordata; Actinopteri; Scombriformes; Scombridae. Gene Ontology annotation, cellular component: cytosol. The transcript is spliced from 12 exons. Gene Ontology annotation, biological process: positive regulation of TORC1 signaling; positive regulation of GTPase activity; negative regulation of transcription by RNA polymerase II. The record is from RefSeq and is a predicted model, not a curated record.
GUCACAUGAUCAGUGAGCAGCAGCUGCACAGGAGAAAAACACCACAAGAAAAACUGAAUAAAACCUCAGUCUGAGACACAGAGAGGCAUGAAUUUCUGAAAAAACAGCACACAUCAGGAUUGUACUGUUUCUACAGCUCUGGAUCAGCAUGCUGCCUUUUACGUAACGUCUUAUUUGUGGACACUGCGACCCAUGAAUGUCUGAUUGUGAAGUAGCUGUGAGUCAUUUGUUGAAUUUGGCUCUACGCUGAAGAUGAAUGCCCUUGUUGCUCUCUGUCACUUCUGUGAGCUCCAUGGCCCCCGGACGUUGUUCUGCACAGAAGCAUUACACCCUCCAUCCCCGUCCCCUUCCUCCCAAGCAGGCCCUUCAGUGCCUGGGGAACGAGACAGAGACGGUGACCGGGAAGGUGAAGGUCUGACCAUGAGAGCCAACAGCUCGGCCACACAGAGAGGAGAAAUGUGUGAGGGUUGUCGUUCUCUUCCUGCAUCUCACCCGGGCUUUGUGAGUAUUGACGAUGAGACAGGCAUACGCUUUCUGAGCCACCAGCAUCCCAGACAGCCGCAGCUUUUCAGCGUGGUCCGCCAGGCCUGCGUACGCAGCCUCAGCUGUGAGGUAAACAGUGACGUGUGUCCUGGACGUGAAGGACCGAUUUUCUUUGGAGAUGAGCAACAUGGUUUUGUGUUUUCACACACCUUCUUUAUCAAAGACAGCCUUGCCAGAGGGUUCCAGCGCUGGUACAGUAUUGUCAUGGUAGCCAUGGACAGGAUCUACCUUAUCAACUCCUGGCCUUUCCUGUUACGCCACCUUAGACUCACUAUACAGAGCCUGCAAAGCACCGCCCUGAAGGUGUUUGACAAUGAGCAAGGAGUGUGCCCCCAGCGAGCAGUGAGGAUGAACAGUGUGUUCUCUCCGGCAGUUUUUCCACAUCAACGGAGUGGCAACGCAGCCCGUUCACUAACUUCUCUCACACAGCAUCCCAACCUGUGGGCCAGCCUGCACUCUUCCUUUAGCUGGCUGCUGAAGGCCUGUGGUAGCCGCCUGACAGAGAAGCUGCUGGAGGGAGCCCCCACAGAGGACACUCUGGUGCUUAUAGAAAGACAGACAGAGCAAGAGGAAGAAAUGAGCUGCUGGGAGGGAGCAGAAGGAGGCGGAUCAAAGUCACAGCGGCACCAAUCAGAGAUCGAGCGGGCCCGUGACUUCCUGUGUGACGAAGCAAAAUUAGAUGACUUGCCUGGUCCAAAGUUUAGGUCACUGAGGCACUUGAGACAGGUCCUCAGGGCCGCAGAGUUCCGCCAGCUUGCGUGGCACGUGCUCAUGGGAAAUCAGGUCAUAUUGAGAGGCGCAGACCCCGGGCUCAUCCAGUCAGCUUUUACAGUGCUUAAGUCUUUGCUUCCGGUCGGCUGUGUACGUUCUGUGCCACACAGCGCUCAGUACGAGGAGGCCUACAAAUGCAACUUCCUGGGCCUCAGCCCGGAUGUGGCUAUUCCGACUCACGUCAGCUCUUCAGAGUUUUCAGUGCUGGUGGAUAUCACCUCAGAGAGAGGCUGUCAGAUCUCAGCUGUGGGUGAAGACAAUAUCUCCUCACUGUAUCAGUUCACCAUCAGCAGUGCCAAUACACAGCCCACAGACAGGGGUCCGUCGUUACUAAACAAACUGGAGGUGGCCCUGUCUAAUGAGAACUUGUCCGUGGAUGUGGUGUCUCACUGCCUGUUGUGUUUGAAGGAAGAGUGGAUGAAUAAAGUCAAAGUGCUGUUCAAGUUCUCCAAAGUGGAUGGUCGAGGGAGGGAGGACACGCAGAAGGUGCUGGCCCUCCUUGGUACCACGGGGCCGGGCGAGGAGGACAAUGUCAGGCUGCUCAAGUUUUGGAUGACUGGGCUCAGCAAAACCUACAAGAGUCAUUUAAUGACUGCCGUCCGAGGAGGGGAGAGGAGCCCCAGCCAGUGACAAAGAGAGAAGCAGGAGGUAGCAGAUGAAGAAAAGGGAGCUGAAAAGAGGAGGAACCACUGAAGGAAGGAAAGCGAAAGCAAGAAUCUUUUCAUCAAGGGUUCUGCUAAUUGUUUGGGACUUUUAGUGGAGUGAAAGGGAGCUGUGAAUAGAUGACAGAAAGGGUGCGCCUCAUCCAUUAUUAUCUUUCUAAGUAAUGAGAAAUCUAUUGUGUUGCUAACCCUGAUUAUUAUCCAGCACAGAUUAACACGUUCAGUUUGGAUACUGUAAGACGGUUUCUAUUUGUCAAAGGGAAUCUCUUUUCAUACUUAUAUAUAAAAUUUAACUUAUUACAAAAAUAUUCUUUAACUAUUUUGCUGAUGUUUUAAAAUAAAAUAAAUGAAUGUGAA